Molecule: messenger RNA, 3689 nt
Organism: Branchiostoma belcheri (Belcher's lancelet)
Lineage: Eukaryota; Metazoa; Chordata; Leptocardii; Amphioxiformes; Branchiostomatidae
Product: protein MTO1 homolog, mitochondrial-like
Exons: 17
Coding region: 80-2134 (684 amino acids)
Biological process (GO): tRNA wobble uridine modification; tRNA methylation
Cellular component (GO): cytosol
Molecular function (GO): flavin adenine dinucleotide binding
Source: RefSeq, a predicted model, not a curated record
ACAACAAUGGCGGCGCCCAUGUGAAAAUUCCGGCCGGUGUAGGUAUUUUUCUGGUUAGAAACCUACACAACUCCAAACCAUGUUACAAACAAGAUGUGUGAGGUUUGUGAGAGCUGUUUCAAGGCAUCCCCCAUCUACAACUACCCGGGUCCUGUCUCAUCAUCAUUGCAAUAGAGACAACAGGAGAAACUGUCACAGUGGUAGAAGGUAUGAUGUCAUCGUUGUUGGAGGAGGGCAUGCUGGGACAGAAGCGGCAGCAGCGGCUGCCAGGAUGGGAGCCAACACUCUCCUGGUCACUCACAAACUGGACACUAUAGGUGAGAUGUCAUGUAACCCAUCAUUUGGAGGAGUUGGGAAGGGUCACCUAAUGAAGGAGAUAGAUGCACUGGAUGGAGUCUGUGCCAGGAUUUGUGACAAGUCAGGGAUUCAGUACAAAGUUCUGAACACGAGAAAAGGCCCUGCAGUAUGGGGUCCUAGAGCACAGAUUGACCGUUCUCUGUAUAAGGCACACCUGCAGGAGGAGCUGUUUAACAACACUCCUAACCUCACCUUCCUGGCCAGACCUGUGGAAGACUUGAUCCUGACAAACAACAGUCAGUCUGACUCUGAUGUCUGCAAACAAGUGGUGCAGGGGGUCAAGCUGGAUGAUGGACAGUGUAUCCAUGGCAACACUGUUGUCCUGACAACAGGCACGUUCCUGAGGGGUCAGAUCAACAUCGGUCUGGAGACCAGGCCGGCGGGCAGGGUGGGGGACGCUCCGGCCAUCGGACUGGCCAGGUCACUGGAGGAUGCUGGGUUCACUGUGGGCAGGCUCAAGACAGGUACACCACCCAGGAUCGAUGGACGUACCAUAGACUACACAGACCUGUCCCCACAGCCUGGGGAUGAUCCUCCACAGCCAUUCUCAUUCCUCAAUGAUGCUGUCUGGAUCAAGCCAGAAGAUCAGGUAAUGUGCCAUCUAACACAUACCAACUCUACUGUGGACAAGAUAAUCCUGGAUAAUCUUCACCUGGAUAGACAUGUACAGGAGGAGACUACUGGACCAAGAUAUUGUCCCUCCAUAGAAUCCAAGGUGUUGAGAUUCCCCAAAAGGCCCCACCAAGUAUGGCUGGAACCUGAAGGCUUGGACACCCCUGUGGUUUAUCCCAAUGGUAUCUCCUGCACCCUGCCAGAGGAGGUCCAGGUGGACAUGGUCAGACAGAUCAAAGGGUUGGAGAGGGCAGAGGUCAUCAGGCCAGGUUAUGGAGUAGAGUAUGAUUACAUGGACCCCCGACAGCUGAAGGCAUCGUUAGAGACCCACAGGAUACAGAACCUGUUCUUUGCUGGGCAGAUUAACGGCACCACGGGGUACGAAGAAGCAGCAGCACAGGGUCUGAUAGCAGGUAUCAAUGCAGUGUUGAAGGUACAGAACAGACCAGCCUUCACUGUCAGCCGUACAGAAGGGUACAUAGGAGUUCUCAUAGACGACCUCACCACACAGGGUACCAACGAGCCCUACCGCAUGUUCACCAGUAGAGCUGAGUUCAGACUGUCCCUGAGACCAGACAACGCUGACGAGAGACUGACAGAGAGAGGACACCAGGCAGGAUGUGUCAGUCACUACAGAUAUCACAGAUUCAUCCACAUCAAGCAAUCACUAGACAACAGCUUGCAACUCUUAAAAUCCUUCAGUCUAUCACCAGCCAAGUGGAAGAGACAACUGAAGUAUGACCUAAUGAGUGAAGCAAAAUCAGGGACUCAAAGUGCCUUUGAUCUGCUGAAGUAUCCAGAUAUAACAAUAUCCAGACUGGGAGAUGUUGUUCCAGAGUUGAGACACCUUGUACCAGACAAACAACUGUGCAAUAGACUCAAGAUAGAAGCGACGUACUCAGUGAUGCUGAAGAAACAGUUUGAGGAGAUACUGGAGGUGAGGAGGGACGAGGCCAUGGCCCUGCCUGACAACCUGGACUACACCCGGUUACGGGUGUCAACUGAGGUCCUGGAGAAACUGGCCCUGACAAGACCACAGACAAUUGGAGCUGCUAGCAGAAUACCUGGUAUCACACCGGCUGCCAUGGUUCAACUACUUAGAUAUGUUAAGCAUUUCAACAGACAGAAACACGGGUUGGAGACCCAAGAACUCAGUACAGCUUGACAUACAGAAUAAUGACGAGGACUUGUGCAAUACAUGAAGAUGUGGUGGUUGAUAGUUGAAUAUACCUUUUAUUAGCACUGUCACAGUGGUUAUAUCGGUAAAUAAUUUCAUCAGGUUGGUAAACGAAUGAAUAGCAAGGUUCUUUGAUCACACACACCCUUUUUUUAUGAGCCAACGUUUCCAUCUUCAACCGUCCGUCAUCAUCAUCAGGGCAAUUCUGACUGGUUUGACGAGCUAAAGUGCACUGUGAACCAAGUAACACCUUUAGUGCACUAUGCACCAAGUAACAUCUAGUGUCAGUGCACAGUAAACCAGUCAGAAUUGCCCUGAUGAAGAUGACAGACGGUCAUUGAAACGUCUGGCUCAUAAAAAUAAAUGGUUGUGAGCUAAGAACCUUCCUAUUCACUGUUGUUAAACAUGUAGCUUUUUGUGACAUGCUGAUUUUAUAUUUAUUUGUUGACGGCUAUCCGUUGGCCUUUUACUUUAAUUUUCGUUAAAUCCUAUGGGGUUGAAAUUAAAAGUAUAUUGAGUAUGAUAUCUUCCUCCUGAUACGUAGAUUUAGAUAUUUUUGUACAGUGCCACAUGUACAGUAUCAUAUUCUGGUAAAUAGAUUUCUCCAUCAUGUAUAGUAUUUUGUCACAUUUAUAUACAUAGCUACUUCUCCAUCUUAAAAGGAUAGGCCUACCAGAUUUACUUAAAGAAAAUGAACAUGUGUAAAAUAAUGUUUCAGAGCAUAAAUAUAAGAAGAAACUGGAUACAUAGAAGAUUUCCAUGGAUCUUUUAAUCACAAGUACUAAAACGAUUGUCCACCAUCAUAAGAAUAAACAAAACUUACUUUUACACACCAUACUGGUAGUUAUCUGCCAUUAAAUAUUCUGAUUGGUCCAACAAGUGGGCGAUAUCUUAAAUAAUACCCAGUAAGGUUAUCAUCAGCUCGCACUUAUUCAACAAUACCAUUGCAUACAAGAAAACCUGAUUGUAUGUGAUUUCAAUUUUCAUCUUGUCAACGAUCAUGUACAUAAUUUGUUUACAAACACAGGGUCACAAGGAUUCAGCACACACGUACAUGUACACAGUCACAUAUAUAUCACUGCAUAUACUUAAUGGGUGGACUUUUUAAAUAUCUUCCCACUUAAAAUCUCAUUUUGCAACUGCUCCUCCACAAGUAUCACCUUGAAAUAAAUGCACAGGCAAAAGUACACAUACCAUACAAUAACCCACUUCCUAAUUGUUUUAUACACCUAAUACAGCUUUUAUGACAGAACUGCACCCAAAAGUUAUUAGACUAGAUGUAUAGGCAUUCAGAGUCUGGAAAAUACAUUUUCUUAAUAGCCUCUUUCCUCUAGAAUAACAGUUACUAUAUAUUUAUUUUAACAUUUUACAAGAGAUAUGUACGUUCUUAAUACAUUGUAUGCUACAUCACUGAUACACAAUGAUUACACAAUGAUUGUUAUAAUUUAGGCCUUUCAUUCUAUUUAGAAACCAGUCCUGGCCUGAAGUUAUCAUAAAUUUUUCAAAAGUCUCUUUUGGAGUUUUUAAGUGUAAGGCCAUACUG